CUGCAAAAGAAGGAAAGCUAUCUCUUGGUGUUUGCUCAUUCAAUUGACUGAUGGAUGGACCUGUUGAUGAACCUGUCGUCGCCAUUUAGGGGAGGUUUGACGAUAGUAUGCGGGGAAAGGAAGGAAGCCAAGCUCUUGUUUUGGCUCAUUUUGAGUGGUUGGUGAACCUGUUGAUGGGGAGGUUUGUCUCCAUUCUCCUGCUGUUUGCUCAUUUACAGUAAUUGAUUGAUGGGCCUGCCGCUUGUUACGUCGGCACAAACAAGCAAGUGGACCAACCAGUAGCUCGUCGGCGACACUGUCAACUAUCGUCGUUGUCGUCAUCAUAAUUGACGGUCAAGUUCCGUUAUCAUCAUCAGCAGUCUGAUGUGGAUGUUGCGUCUCGAUCGAUCAAUCGAUCAGUACUAUAUAGAGAAGGAAUAUGUGUUGGCGGGUAGCGAUAUAGACAAAUAGGUAGGGUGGCAGAGAGAGAAAUAGAUAGAUAGGUAGACAUGUAGGUAGAUAGAUAGAUAGAUAGAUAGAUAGAUAGAUAGAUAGAUAGAUAGAUAGAUGGAUAGGUAGUAGAUUAGCCGAUGGAGAUGGUUAGGUAAAGGUGUAGGGAUUCCAUAGGAAAUGUGGCCGUCAUAGGGAAUGGGAGAUAUGAAGCAGAUGGAAGUAGAACGGGAGGGCGACAAGCGGCGAGCUCUGACCCAAGUCCGAAGGACUCCUUGCCUCUCAGACGGAACUUGCACGAUAUGAUGGUGGCAGAGGCUUGUAAUUGGAGGAAGCUGAUCCGUAACGCGAAUAAGCUGGGAAUGGUCACGAAGCGUACAGUGGAUGGAUGUGCUAUAUUCGCGGGUGAUCUACGGCGGGCAACGUUGCUGAAACGCGAACACGGAAAAAGAUACGGAAAGAACAGGCAAAGGAUGUGCAUCUGUGUGUGUGUGUGUGCGGUGGGGUGAGGUGGACGGUCACAAUUAACAAGAGAAGAGAGAAGACGAGGGAGCUGGGAUGGGAGUAUAUGACCAUGAGAGGAAGUGGGUGCGGAGUCGGCAAGAAUUGAACCGGGAAGGGAUUAUACUACCUUCUUCACACGAAUACAACGUACGGUCAUUAUAGCUGUAUUUGGCGUAUCUUUCCGUGUGAAUACAACAAUAAUGACCGUACGUUGUAUUCGGCUGAAGGACGUAGACCCGGCAUUUCGAGUGAGUGGUGGAGAAAGCGGUAUCGCCUCCGUUUGUCAUGUUCAGUUGUUGUCUUCAGCCCGUUGCAACGCCGCCUCCUCGUCGUCUUCCUGUCUCUGCUUCCUCGUUUUUCUUCGUCUCCUUCCUCUUCGAUCGACCCUCGCGAUGGCCGCCGUUUCCCUUCCGUGCAUCGUUUCUACCCCUUUACCCAUCAAUGCCUGGGGGGUUUGUCCCUUUGAUUUGGUCAUUUAGGGCGCCAAUCUAACGGUCUAUUUUUUGAAUUUUGUUUUUCGCUGGGCGUACCGCCGUGUAGAGAUUACAGGACGGUAGAGUGGCGGUGCAGAGGACGAGGGUGGUUGGGUUGGGUUGGGUACACCGUGUCGCCGCGGGAUCUCCGUGCUCUGGGGUCGGGUAAAGUGUUCAUCUUGGGCCUUGCCCCAGCCCACUUGUAGCCUUACGCCUAGGCGUUUGCCUCCUUACCUAGCCCCGAGUUGUGUGUUCAAGUCACUGUACUCGUCAUGCAUGCAGGUGCUUUGUCAGCAAGGAUAGUUUCCGUUUCGGUUUCGUUAAAACGGCACACGCUACGUCGGAAUGGACCGCCGAUCUUGUCUCUCGGUGAGAACGGGUGGUUUGUCCUGGGACAAGGCCACAUCCAACCAAGACGGCGUGCUGAAGUUUCAGGAUCGGAUGUGCGAUCUCUUCACUUGUAAUUGUCAUUCCUUCGUCGCCACCUGUCUCAACCGAAUGGCAUAUUUUUCGAGGCUGUGUGCGGUGGAGUAUUGUGGAUUUGGUGUUUCUUGUCGUUUUCAAGAUUCGGUGGGUUAACGCUGGAACGGCUUUGUAGACCUUUUUGCCGUGGUUGGUUUGUCGUCCUGUCGAUCGGCUUGUAUUUUACUAUUUUGGCCGUUGGAUAUUUCUUUUGUACUGGCGAGAUCCUCGGCAGCAUUGCUCGGUGGGUUCCGUGGGGGAACUUACUGUAUCUCUGGAGACGACUGAUUGUUGUGCCUUCUGCCUAACUCAGUGGUCGACGACGGGAGCAGUGUAUGGUCGCAGUUGGUUGUCAGCCUGGCUCGUCAUGCACUUCACCCUCCUCCCUUUUCGUCUUCUACUCCUGUCUUCUAGCUGAGUCCCUUGAGUAAGCUGAGUCCCUUGAGUAGUAUAUAGGAGGUUCUUUUUCUGGACAAGUUCGCAUUCAAGUGAAGUAAUAAAGAAUUGGGAUGCUC
Chara braunii is the source of this 2383-nucleotide messenger RNA. The record is from the annotation of a GenBank genome assembly. Lineage: Eukaryota; Viridiplantae; Streptophyta; Charophyceae; Charales; Characeae.